Messenger RNA from Perkinsus marinus ATCC 50983, 909 nucleotides. RefSeq lists its product as hypothetical. Lineage: Eukaryota; Perkinsozoa; Perkinsida; Perkinsidae. Gene Ontology annotation, molecular function: RNA binding. The record is from RefSeq and is a predicted model, not a curated record. The coding region runs from base 25 to 909 and encodes 294 amino acids. The transcript has 8 exons. Gene Ontology annotation, biological process: ribosomal small subunit biogenesis. Gene Ontology annotation, cellular component: nucleolus.
AGCUUUCAUUUACUCCAUUGGCACAUGGCGCCGCCCAGGAAGAGUCUCAAGCGGCGACAACAGCGUCGAAUUGGUGGAAGUAAAAGGCGGAAAGUUAUCAAAGAGCGAGAAGCCUCCGAAGACGAGGGUGAACAGCAAUUGAGUGUUGAUGAAGAAGUGAAGUACUGGGAAGACAAAUUGGGUAUCCAUGGUGAGAAUAAUGAAAAAGUGAAGCAAGAGUUCAUCAAGGAUGGCUGGGAUGAAGACUUCUUCCAAUCUCUUGAUGCGAUCGAUGAUGCCGUCAAGGAGCGGAAGAGAGAUCUCGAUAGAAGCGAGCCGAGCCGACAAGAAAUGGCGGAGGAAGACUCUCCCGAUGAUGAUGAAGAAGCCGAAGACUCGGAGAAUUCUGCUGAUGAAGAAGUGGAAUAUUGGGAGCAUAAAUUGGGCAUAGACAAAAAUCGCCAGAAGGUCAUGGAAGAGCUCGAGAGGGAUGGUCUCGAUGCCGACCUUUUCACUGCCCUCGAUAAUAUCGAAGAUGCAGUUAAGAGUCGAAAAAAGGAGCUGAAAGGACCUAAGAACGAAACCUCUGAGGAACAAGGCAGAGUACUCCUUGAAGAGGUUCCCGAGGCUUCUGCGGAGUCCAAAGAGACGGGUGCGUAUGUCCCCCCUCAUCUUCGAACGCGGAAGUCCACAACGACGGCAGAGGAAGAACGCGCGCUAAAGUUGAGUAAAAUUCGUGGACUUGUGAACAAACUGAGUGAAGGCAACAUCGAAUUGAUUACCGCUGAGAUCGUCAGUUUACUCAGCGACGACGACCCCACCAUCGUUGAUGGGUACGCCCGCGAGUUCGUGGACAGCGCGAUUGGGAAUCCGCACAUAUCUCUCACCCUCCUCGGCACGUAUNNNNUUUGGGCGAGCUCGAAAACUUGA